GCAGAGGUGAGAGCAACAAAUGUCUUUAGCUAUGUUUUCUAAAGAAGGCUGGCUCCACUCUGUGAAGUUGUGUUUCAUUCCAUUCUCCGGCCAUCUUUUCAGUUCUUCUUAUUUUGCUCUCUCUAUUUAGAUUUCUGUAGGUUUUGAGAAUGCAGAGAUUUUUGUUGUAGGUUCAAUAAUUGGGCAAUCAAGUUUUAGCAUGGAGUAUUCAAAUGCAUUCAGUUUUCUCAUCAUUGCUCUAAGCUACAAUGAGACGAUUAUAGGAAAGAUUUGGUUAGCAGUUGUGAUCUUCCUGAGAUUUAUGGUGAUAUUUUUAGCAGCCUAUCCUCUCUAUCAAGAUGAGCAAGAACGCUUCAUCUGCAAUACACUGCAACCAGGGUGCUCCAAUGUAUGUUAUGAUCUCUUUGCUCCAGUAUCGCACUUUCGGUUCUGGUUGAUUCAGAGUGUGUCCGUCCUCCUUCCUUAUGUUAUUUUUGGUGUCUAUAUAUUACACGGUGUCGUCAGACACAUUGUAAAGGCUGCUUCCUCCCCUUAUUCUCAGUACAAAGAAAUUAAGACUUUCUCUGGCUGCAAAAUUUCAAAGAACUUCAAAAGUUUAGCAAAAAAGAGAAAAAUUGGCAGGAGAAAUGAAAUGGCUGCCCUGGAUUUUUCCAGGGCUUAUAUAAUUCAUCUUAUUGUGAGAAUAUUGCUAGAGGCUGGCUUUGGAACUGGUCAUUACUAUCUCUUUGGAUUUUUUGUUCCGAAGCGUUUUUCCUGUGACCGCUUUCCUUGCACGAGUUUUGUUGAUUGCUACAUUUCCAGACCAACUGAAAAAACCAUCAUGAUGCUUUUCAUUUGGGGAAUUGGUGGCUUCUCCUUUCUUCUUAGUCUUGUUGACCUAAUCUUUGCUUUGCGGACCAAUGGGGUAAGAAAUCGUAGAAAUAAGCUUCUGUUGCAAAAGUUCAACGCAGAAGAGGAAAAUAGCCCUGACCUGCAGCAGGAUAUAAAUCCAGGCAACAUUCAACAUGGAAGCAUGGCCACCCCUGACGGUGGUGUGAAAUGCUUGCUUGCUACAGAAGACUGUCCUUUUCCAUCUACAAUGACCCUUCAGCAGACAAUUGGCUCUCAUCUCAACAGUAACCAUAAUAAGCUAUGUAAUGAAUCUUCCAAUCAAGAUCUGCUCUUCAAUGAAGCUAAACAGCGGGAGAAUCCAUCUGAGCAAUCAAGACAUGAGCACCAGUCCUACUUUGUCAAAGAACCUUUGGCUUUUAAAUCCCAAGAGUUCAAAUCCCAUCAUAGUUCUCAUUCAUUUGCAAGUUAUGACAAGCCCUCAGUUCAUUAUUCUACUCUGGAGAGAAAGACCUCUGAUACUCAAUCUAUCUGUGAUAGUUCUGAGUACUCAAAAUCCAAAAAAUCUGAAUGGGUAUAGAAAACCAGGAACCAAUAUAGUAAUUGGGGGGGAAAAAUCUCAUGGACCAUAAAAUUAAAAGUGUCAUCAUUACGCCACCAUUCCAAUUAACUGGAAUUCAUUAGUUGAAAGAAGAGCUUUAAAAGAGUAUACUUCAAUAUUAAAUGAGGUUUUGGAAUGGGAUAAAACAGCUACUCCAGAAACUUGUAAAGAUUAUUUGUGACACUAGGUUCACUAUUUCUGUUGUUUGGUAUCUAUUUAUCAAAUGCUAUAGAAUUUAAGGGACACGAUGGCUCAGUAGCUAAGAUGUUGAUCUUGUGGAUCGAAAAGUCGGCAAUUCAUUGGUUUGAAUCCCUAGUGCCACAUAAUGGGAUGAGCUCCUGUUACUUGUCCCAGCUUCUGCCAAUCUAGCAGUUCGAAAGCACAUAAAAAAUGCAAAUAGAAAAAUAGGGACCACGUCUGAUGGGAAGGUAACUGCGUUCCGUGCGCCUUUAGCAUCUAGUCAUAACCAUGGAGACGUCUUCGGCCAAUGCUGGCUUUUUGGCUUUGAAACGGAGAUGAGCACCGCUUCCUAGAGUCGGGAAUGACUAGCACAUAUAUGCAAGGGGAACCUUUACCUUUAGUUUUAUGGAAUUUAAGUGGUACAUUUGCUCCUUCCUGGAUGAAAUAUUGCUUAAAUUCAUUGUUUUAAAGGAGAAAAUGGAAAAUAAUAGGGAAAAAAUUAAAAGGUAAAAUAUUUGUGUUCACUUUUGUAUCAUGGUAUGGUCCAUUGCAUUGCAAGGGAUGCUAUAGCUCAGUGGUUAACACACUGAGCUUGUCGAUCGAAAGGUUGGCAGUUCAGUGGUUCGAAUCCCUAGUGCCGCAUAAUGGGGUGAGCUCCCGUUACUUGUCCCAGCUUCUGCCAACCUAACAGUUCAAAAGCACAUAAAAAAUGCAAGUAGAAAAAUAGGAACCACCUUUGGUGGGAAGG
Messenger RNA from Ahaetulla prasina, 2357 nucleotides. RefSeq names its product gap junction delta-4 protein-like. NCBI's taxonomy places the organism in Eukaryota, Metazoa, Chordata, Lepidosauria, Squamata, Colubridae. The record is from RefSeq and is a predicted model, not a curated record. The transcript is spliced from 2 exons. Gene Ontology annotation, biological process: cell communication. Gene Ontology annotation, cellular component: connexin complex. Bases 200 to 1408 code for a protein of 402 amino acids.